Molecule: messenger RNA, 2401 nt
Organism: Zophobas morio
Lineage: Eukaryota; Metazoa; Arthropoda; Insecta; Coleoptera; Tenebrionidae
Gene: Mcm10
Product: protein MCM10 homolog
Exons: 2
Coding region: 162-2309 (715 amino acids)
Biological process (GO): DNA replication; DNA replication initiation
Cellular component (GO): nuclear replication fork; nucleus
Molecular function (GO): DNA replication origin binding; single-stranded DNA binding
Source: RefSeq, a predicted model, not a curated record
AAAAAGGCGGGAUAAUAUCCUUGUGGACGGAAAUUAAUGAACAUUCAUUAGUGGGUUCUUAAUGUGUUCUUAAUCUCAGUGCUCUGUUUGUGAAGUUUUCAACGAAAUUGUUAAGUGUAUAGUCAGGUUUAGACCGGAGACAUUGAUUCACUUCAGAUACAAUGUCGGAAAAUUUAUUGGAUAGUUUUUUAUCAAUUGCCUCCAAAAAUUUAAAUCAAAAUACGUCUGUUACCCCCAAAAGGCAACUAAAAGAUGCGGAUUUAUUUAAUCAAAACAGUAACAUCAAUCACAUCGCAGAAAGCGACAGUGUUCCAAAAACAAAAAGUUUUUCGAAUGUUCAUAGUGGUGAUACUGAUUCUUCAGAUGAUGAAGACAAUAAAUACCACGAGGAUCGAAAAUACAAUGAUUCUGGUAAAGAUGUGAAACAUUUAUUAAAAACAGCUACACCAACAGCGUCCAGUUCAAGUCGCCAAUCAACUAUAACUUGGAAAACUAAAAUCAUUGAAAAACAAACAGGCUUUCAACAGCAGACUUCAACAAAAUCACAAGAUGUUUAUUCCGACCCAGUAUUUGGCCUUCGCAUUGUUAAUCCUGUAGUUUCAUUUACUACUCUCCAGGAGAGAAUGGUAGGACGUGAAGCCGUUAUGUUUUCAAGAAUUAAAACAUUUCUCACGAGAAAUAUUUCUGAGAAGAAUUGGGUUAUUGCUGGAGUAGUAGUUAGCAAAAGUUCCGUCAGAACAUCUCAAAAGGGUAACCAGUUUUUAAUUUGGACGUUGAGUGAUUUGAAAGACGAUAUUAAAUUGGUCUCAGUGUUUUUAUUUGGCAAUGCAUACAAAGAACUAUGGAAAACAGCAAGUGGCACAGUUGUUGGUAUAUUGAAUCCAAAUGUUCUUGAGAAAAAAGAUAAUUCAAAAGAUGAAGCUGCUUUGAGUGUUGAUAAUGCUCAAAAGGUAAUGAUUUUGGGUCAAUCCAAGGAUUAUGGAACAUGCAAAAGCGUAAAAAAGAAUGGAGAAAAGUGUAAUGCAAUUGUGAACAUUAACAGAUGUGAGUAUUGCAUUUACCAUAUUAAGCAAGAAUACCAGAAGUGCAGUAGGCGUUCUGAGCUUCAGUCGAAUUUUGCUGGAAGAGGCUUGACAGCUUUGAGGAAUAAAGUUUUGGGUAAAAAUGAAGUAUUUUAUGCUGGAAAAAUAUACUCUGCAAUUCCUGCUAAACGUAAUCGAAAAUUAGAAGAAAAAGAUGAGAGUCUUCUUCAAGCUCUUAAUGGUGGUAAUAUUCGUAAGAGUGAAGUAACAAAAAAUAAACCAAAGAUUCGCCAGAAAUCUGCUGCAAAUAUCGAAGUUACGCAGCGACAAAGAUUAAAAGAUUUGACAUUAUUGGAAAGAUUGGGAGAGAAUAGAGUUCAAGGGACAUUUAGUGCUUCACACUCAGCUGAAGCCACUCUAGAAACAUCUAAGAAAUUAGUGAGUGACGUUUUAUCGAAGUUAAAGGACAAUACAUCAAAUAAAACUAGCGCUGAUCCAGACUUCCCAAAAAAUGACUCCGUUUCAUCGAAGAAUGGCGAUAAAGUUGUUAGCAAACCUACAAGUAUAAACAUUCCAUUAUUAUCAAAGGGUGAAAAAGAUAUGGUAGAUUUAGAUACAAAAGUUACUCCAAAACAAAUGAACAAAGCUAAGUUAAACGCACUUAAGUAUAUACAGAAAAAUGGUCCUUUGAAAAAGAGUGAUCCAAAUUGUAGUAAAAAAUCAGUUGAAAAUAGAAAACGAAUAAUGGAAAAUUCAAAUGAUCAUGAACACUUGCCUAAGAAACAAAAAAUUACAGAAAAUGAGUUUCUGUCAGAUCGUUUCAAAAAGAUGAUGGCAGCCACUUCUAAACAUUCUGAUCUUCUAAAUGAAAGAGACAAUGAAGAACAAGAAAAAUAUUUUCAUAAAUUAGAAGUCAAAGAACAAAUGGAAGAAAAAAUGAUUCAUACAUACAAAGUACCAUGUAAAGCUGUGAAAUGUUUGCAAUGCAAAUAUACAAAUUUUUCUGCAUCACAAUUCUGUAAAGAUAAUAAACAUCCGUUAAAAGUUUUUGAUGCAGUAAAAAGAUUUUUCAAGUGUGGUGACUGUGGAAACAGAACUGUAUCAUUAGAGGUAGUUCCAACUGUAGCGUGUAAAAACUGUGGAUCUGGAAAGUGGGAAAGGACUGGAAUGGUGAAAGAGAAGUGUGUUGAAAUUGGACAUACAUUAUCAAUUCGUGGCGGUGAACAAAAAUUUGUGAAUUCUGUUAUAAGUGAUUCUAAUUUAAAUUUAUUAAUGCCUGAUGAAUAACGUACUUUGUAAAUUAAUUUUAGGCCGCUCACAUUUGUUUGUCAUUUUUGUGUCUGAAUAGUUGAUGAAAUGAAUACAGUUAUUGGAUUUUU